Molecule: messenger RNA, 454 nt
Organism: Ctenocephalides felis (cat flea)
Lineage: Eukaryota; Metazoa; Arthropoda; Insecta; Siphonaptera; Pulicidae
Product: solute carrier family 22 member 16-like
Exons: 3
Coding region: 6-419 (137 amino acids)
Biological process (GO): transmembrane transport
Molecular function (GO): transmembrane transporter activity
Source: RefSeq, a predicted model, not a curated record
UAUUUAUGUCUGCUACGGCGUGUUUCAUACCAAUUCUAUCUCUCAGUUUAGAUUAUGCUUAUACAUUAAUGGUAAUUUCACUUAUUGGUCGUUUAUUCAUGAGUGCAGUAUUUGCAGUAGUUAUUUUGCAUACACUCGAACUAUUUCCUACUUCGAACAGAAGUACUGCACAGGGGUUGAGUUCUACAAUGGCAAAUGUUGGGUCAAUAUCGGCACCAUACAUAGUUGAUUUAUUGGGUGAUGUUGCUUGGCAAUUUCCUAUAGGUUUUUGUGGAGUAUUUGCAUUUAUUUCCGCAGUAUUGGUUUUAUUACUUCCUGAAACGAAAGGACGACCUAUGUGCGAUACGCCAGACGAUAUAGAUGGUCCAGAACAAGGAAAAGUUUCAAUAAAAAACAUAUCGUGUCGUCGACGUUCAUAAGAUAUUUUAAAAGCUUAUAUUCAAUUUUUAACAAU